Messenger RNA from Dibothriocephalus latus, 357 nucleotides. NCBI's taxonomy places the organism in Eukaryota, Metazoa, Platyhelminthes, Cestoda, Diphyllobothriidea, Diphyllobothriidae. The record is from the annotation of a GenBank genome assembly.
AUGUCUGUACAUGUCAAACUGCCUGGAAAGAACGGCCGGACCCUCAUGGUCACAACGGCUCCAAUGGAUUGCCUGACAUCUACUGGACUAAGUCCUCUUCCGACGGCGAGACCAGCAGGACAUGCUGGUGACAAAGACGAUCCCGGAUGCCGACGGAAGGACAAGCAUCGCCUCAUCAUCUUCAACAUGUGGAUUUUUCUCCAGCCCCCCAAGAGACCUCAAGGUACGCGACCCGCAGAUAAGUUGGAUACUGUUUUAUUGGAUGUGCCUGCUCAUGCUCCCCAUUUCAGCAACGAGCUAGCUCAGCGGAUAGGUAGUCUUCUAGUCGCGGACAAGGACGUCUCCAUGGAGAAUUGA